Messenger RNA from Gongylonema pulchrum, 249 nucleotides. NCBI's taxonomy places the organism in Eukaryota, Metazoa, Nematoda, Chromadorea, Rhabditida, Gongylonematidae. The record is from the annotation of a GenBank genome assembly.
AUGCAUUUGUUUCCGGUAUCGCAAUAUGCAUUUGCCAUGUGUAGCUAUCGUGAAAAGAAAGCCGAUCCAGCAGAAUUCAUACAGCUUGAUGGAUUCACAAUCGAUUAUAUGCCGGAACCCGAUCCAGACUUGUAUAAUCAAGGAGGCAAAUAUUUUUUCACAGCGAUCAAAGAAGGCGAUGAAUUAAAAUUUGCGACGGAUGACGAAAACGACAGGCAUUUGUGGGUGCAGGUAUGUGUUCAUUCUUGA